GAUUAUGUCUAAAGUAUUGGCUAAUAGUUUGAAAAGGAUCAUGAACAAUGUGAUAGAAGAAAACCAUAGUGCGUUUGUACCUGGCAGUACAUUACGAACAAUGUGAUGGUUGCUUUUGAAUAUUUCAAUACCAUGAAAACGAAGAAGGUGAUCAAAAUAGGGAUAUGGCGGCUAAGCUGGAUAUCUCGAAGGCCUAUGAUCGAGUAAGUUGGGGAAUCUGGAAGCCAUGAUGCUACGGAUGUGGUUUGAUGGAAGGUGGGUGAACUUGAUCAUGUUCUGUAUAACUACAGUAUCUUUCUCCAUCCUCGUUAAUGGCCAGCAAUCGGAGGUAUUUGAACCAAAGCGAGGACUUAAACAAGGAGAUCCCAUCUCCUCGUACUUGUUCUUACUUUUUGUGGAAGGGCUUUCAGAUCUAACUAGGAGAGCAAUUGAGGAGGGUAGGCUGCAUGGUUUUCAGGUGUCUAGACGAGGACCUAUAAUUUUUCAUCUGCUGUUUGCUGACGAUAGUAUAUUCUUUACUAGAACUAGCUCAACAUAGUGUGAGCAGUUAAUGGGUAUUCUCAAGAUGUACGAGAAGGAAUCUGGGUAGAAAGUAAACUUACAGAAAUCAGACCUCACUUCAGUCUGAAUGUGCGAGCUGAUCAGAGAGUCAGGUUGGCAGGAAUACCGGGGAUGAAGCAAGUCGAGGAACAUACUAAGUACCUAGGGCUGCCAACUAUCAUAGGCCGGGAAAAGAAGUAAGUUUUUGGGGUAUUGGUAGACAAAGUCAGGAAAAAGAUUAAAUUGUGGAAGGGUCAGAGCUUAUCAAAUGUAGCCAAGGAAAUUCUAAUAAAACGGUAGCUCAAGCUCAAGCAACCUAUACUAUGUCGGUCUUCCUCGUUCCAGAUGUGGUAUUGGAGGAAAAGACAACGGACAACCACUCAUUGGUAACAACCCAAAACCGCUUGCGUUUCGAGAUUCUAGUCGGAAAAUACUGGAAUGCGCAUGAAGAAUAAGCGCCUCAGCUAGGAUAACGUGGGCCGUCGUAUUGAGUGGAUAUGGCAGGCCCAGACGAGCAAGCCCAGAAUAUAAUUUCAGACUUGUGCCACGAAGCGGACCUGAAAUACCCGCCCGAACAAGACCUAGGCCUAGACACAUUACCAUCCAUGAAUUCCAAAUCCUAAGCGUAUUAACCUAGCAGCCACCGCCGUAUAUUCGUGAAGGCAUCGUGUACUAAAGGAUUAAGAUGUCUGUACAAAAAAAAAAAAAAAAAAAAAAAAAACAACGAGACAGGACUUCAGAUCUCUCAUGCUCUGGGAGGGGUUCUCCGUUGUAAGCCACCACCGAACACUUUCUCCUUGUACCCAGACGGCCGGCGUCAUACUCCUUCAAUCCGUCUGCGUAGGCCAUGCCAAUGGAGAACUACAUCUCUGUUUUGGAUCAGUCGCACCGUUUCCGAACACGACUACGAAUCAGUUCAGAAGCAUACCGUCCUCCCAUGACGAUCAACGGACUCGGGGAGGAUCUCCUCGUUGAAAUUCUGAUCCGCGGCCUCCCAAAUCCUAGAUCCGCCUGCCGGGGCAAGCUCGUCUGCAAGCUGUGGAGCUCCCUGAUCUCCAAUCCUCGCUUCAACCGUAAUUUCGUUUCUUACCACCAGAUCACGAACCAGUUGAACCACCCACCCAUGCCGAGCGAUCCAUACGAGCUGCACUUGAUCAUCCGCAACUUUCUUCCUCCCAUGCCUAAGCAAGUGUCAGACACUAUUACAGUUUUGGACUGCAACCAGGACUUGGUUCUAUGCGGAUUUUGGGAUGUAGAUCCCUACCAGGUAAGGGAACGUAGCAGAUCUUACUUCGUCUGCAAUCCGUUUACGAAGCAGUGGAUUGCUCUUCCUGUAGCGCCCGUGUCGAGGAGGUUCAAGACAGAGGCGAAGUUAGUUUGUGAACCUCAUAUCUCUAAUAAGCUUGAUCUAGGAGAUGGCCAAGCGUGUUAAGGAUAUUACUUUAGAUUAAUUAUUUCUGCUCAUUAUCGUGCAUAGUGGCUUGUAUAGUGGAGAGAUAGUUAGCUGAUUUGUAGCUACGUGUGUACCCUUUCUGUUUUAGAGUUGGUAUUAAAUACCACUCUCAUAACCAAUAAUAAAUCAGAUCAUCACAG
Messenger RNA from Linum trigynum, 2133 nucleotides. The record is from the annotation of a GenBank genome assembly. Lineage: Eukaryota; Viridiplantae; Streptophyta; Magnoliopsida; Malpighiales; Linaceae.